Acipenser ruthenus (sterlet) is the source of this 2203-nucleotide messenger RNA. RefSeq names its product E3 ubiquitin-protein ligase RNF113A-like. Gene Ontology annotation, cellular component: U2-type spliceosomal complex. The coding region runs from base 59 to 1048 and encodes 329 amino acids. Gene Ontology annotation, molecular function: metal ion binding. NCBI's taxonomy places the organism in Eukaryota, Metazoa, Chordata, Actinopteri, Acipenseriformes, Acipenseridae. The record is from RefSeq and is a predicted model, not a curated record. Gene Ontology annotation, biological process: snoRNA splicing. The transcript has 10 exons.
CAAUCUCAGCAUCCGGGCUUGUUUGUUUUAGUUCUUUGUUUGUUAUUGAAAAACAAAAAUGGCUGAAAACGAAGAGCCCGAAGCCACCUGCACUUUUCUUUUUAAAAAAACGAACAAAAAAUUCACAGCUCGGAAACGGAGAGCAAGCGACAGCGACGCGGGCAGCAACAGCGAUGAGGAGGAGAAUGCGGUGAAGCGGAAGGAGAGGAAGGCUGGGCCGGCUAAUCCCAUGAUCCAGAGGACGAAGAAGGUGGAGAAGGAGAAGGUGUCUUCCAGCGACAGCGAUGGAGAACGAGAGAAGUCGAAGUCAAAUAAAAUCACCAUCGAAUACAAGUCCACCAGAUCUGCUAAAGCGGAGGGUCCCGAGGACAUGGGUGCCACGGCCGUGUACCAGCUGGACACGGAGAAGGACAAGGACGCGCAGGCCAUCUUCGAGCGCAGCCAGAAAGUGCAGGAGGAGAUAACGGGGAAGGACGAUGAUAAAAUCUACCGUGGGCUCAAUAACUAUCAGAAGUUUAUCAAACCCAAGGACACGUCGAUGGGGAACGCCUCCUCUGGGAUGGUCAGGAAAGGUCCAAUUCGAGCCCCCGACCACUUGAGGGCGACAGUGAGGUGGGACUACCAGCCUGACAUCUGCAAGGACUACAAGGAGACCGGCUUCUGUGGCUUUGGAGACAGCUGCAAGUUCCUGCACGACCGCUCAGACUACAAGCAUGGCUGGCAGAUCGAGAGGGAGCUGGACGAGGGCCGCUACGGGGCCAACGAUGAUGAGAACUACGAGGUGAGCAGCGAUGAAGAGGACCUGCCCUUCAAGUGCUUCAUCUGCAGGGAGUCCUUCAAAAACCCUGUUAUCACCAAGUGUCGCCACUAUUUCUGUGAGCGCUGUGCGCUGCAGCAUUACCGCAAGACCCAGCGAUGCUACGUGUGCAACGAGCAGACCAACGGGGUCUUCAAUCCCGCUAAAGAGCUGAUCACCAAGAUGCAGAAGCUACAGGCUGGGAACUGUGAGCAGUCAGACAGCGGCGAGCAGCAGGAGCAGGACCUGUAACCUGCUCGCCGAAAUUUCCUUUUAAAUGUGCGCUACCGUUUUUGAAUGUGUAACGUGCAUCUGUAACAUGGCAAAUAAAACUUUUUCUUUUGUAUUAUCGUUUUCCUGAGUAUGAAAUAAAAAGACAGACAGAGAGGGCACAGGGAUUAGUCUGAUGUUAGUUACAGUAAGAUAGCACCGAACACAAUCCUCGCUCUAGAGCGGUGCCCUCCCUGUGCUGAACGAUGGCAUCGCCACACUGUGUUAAACCAGGAUGUAAAAUGCAUUGCUGUUUCUGAUGCACUGACUGAAAAGAAACAAAAAACCUGCAUUCAGUGGGCCUGACAUGAUCCUUCCACUUUAAGUGACGAUAUUGGCUGGAAUCGCAUCCUAAUUUUAGUCUGCUAAAGGUGCCCCCUUCACAGGUGAACACAUUGGUGAGAUCUUACCUGUAAUCCGAGAGGGGCGAACAGGGCGUGUUUACAACCAGUUGCCAAGCCUGAGUUUUCAAUAGAUGUGUUUUUUGAGAAAUAUGUUUUUUGUUUGUCUUUGUUACCCUUUUGUCUUUUUUUUUUUCAGUGUGAGGACUCCAGGAACGCGAGCUUGUUAGGCAAUCGUACACAUUAACCACUAAAACCAAUAAUGCCGACCCAGCAGCAUUUCUCCACAUUCAAGUUUUAUUUGUGGUACGCUGACCUCAGUAGUAGAUUUAAAAGAAACACACAAGCAUCUCGCUGUAAAAAAAAAAAAAAAAAAAAAGCUACCAAAGGGAUCAGUUCAGAACAUGAAACUCAAGACCUGAAGAGCUCACAGCAGCACCAAACGCCGCGGCUCAGUCUCCCCCUCCCGGACCCUGCACUGGAGACCGAGGAAUGCCAGUCCAGUCUCAUCCCCCAACUCCUCCGUUAGUCUCUGUGAUGCUGGAAGCAGAUGUUGAAACUUCAAGCCUGUGGUGCACAACUCUGCCCCUUGUGAUCAGUUCCAAUCGGGGCCUCAAUUAGUUUGGCUCAAGAUAAUUUAGCACCUGGUUGGGACAAAGAUGUGGACAGGAAGGGACAUCGAGGUCAAAGCUGUGCAACACAGACCUGAACGUCUUCAAGAGACACAGGCCAACAGUCGCUGUGCUUUUAAGGUUCUUGCAAAGAAUAGUUUUAGUUUGUCAUUGUUAAAAACUCC